AUGAGCGAUGGAGAGAAUGAUUCUGAGAACAACGACGAGGGACAAUACCGCGAAGUUGACAUCUUUUUGUCCAAAUUCCAAGUCAAAUCCUCAGACAUGUCUGAGGAGAUGAUAGAAAAUGUCAACGAUGUGCUAAAGAACGGCUUUGAGCAAUGCGAGUUCCAUCGUUAUGAUAGCGAUAGGCAAAGUGAGCUUGCUGAGUUGGUAAAAAGAGAAAUGGACAAGAGGUAUCAACCCUCCUGGCAUUGCAUUGUUGGCGAAAAGUUUGGCACAUUUGUGACACACUCGAAGGGCAACUUCAUCUACUUAUCUCUUGAGAAAAAAGGUUACAAUGAGAAGAACAUAAACAUUGUCCUAUUCAAGACAUAA
Wickerhamiella sorbophila is the source of this 369-nucleotide messenger RNA. RefSeq names its product Dynein light chain, cytoplasmic. The coding region runs from base 1 to 369 and encodes 122 amino acids. The record is from RefSeq and is a predicted model, not a curated record. Gene Ontology annotation, cellular component: dynein complex. Gene Ontology annotation, biological process: microtubule-based process. Lineage: Eukaryota; Fungi; Ascomycota; Dipodascomycetes; Dipodascales; Trichomonascaceae. The transcript has 2 exons. Gene Ontology annotation, molecular function: dynein light intermediate chain binding; dynein intermediate chain binding.